Molecule: messenger RNA, 1903 nt
Organism: Anolis sagrei ordinatus
Lineage: Eukaryota; Metazoa; Chordata; Lepidosauria; Squamata; Anolidae
Source: RefSeq, a predicted model, not a curated record
CGCUCUGGGGCGGGGCCGCUCCUGCUUCCGAUUCCACCCGCGGGAGUGGCUGCCGUGGCUGCUACAGUGUGUCUGCCGGUUGCCUUGCUCCUUCUCUCUCCGGAUAUGGACCCCCCGGUGAAAGCCGGGACCCUCCUGGUCCAGCAAACGGCGGGGCUCCGCCUGGGCGCCAAGCGCUGGAAGAAGAGCUGGUGCGCCCUCUUCCCGGCUAGUGCGCAUGGCGUGGCCCGCUUGGAGCUCUUCGACUGCAAGGAGGGCUCGCUGGGGAUGGGAGCUGACCCCCGGACGGCUACCAAGCGGGCUGAGAAGAAGACCGUGCGUCUGGCCGAAUGCGUGAGUGUGGCCCCCGCCCCAGAGUGCAGCCCCAAGGAGGGAAUGGCCGCCUUCCGCCUGGAGACCAGCCAGCGCGUCUAUCUCUUGGCCGCCGAGGCCCAGGAAGCAGCCGGGUGGGUGGCCCGCCUCUGCGAGAUCGCUUUCCCGCAGCAGAACCCAUGCCAAGGGUCCCAGCUGGCAGCCAACCAGGCCGGAGAGCCGCCGUGGGAGAUGGCCACAAAUUCCAUAUAUUACUCCCAAGACGAAGUGAGCGAGUUCUGGGUGACGGCACAGAAGACGGAAGCGGCCGAACGCUGCGGGCUGCACGGACGCUACUUGCUGAAGGCCCCCCGGGAUGGGCUCCUCCUUGUUGACCCCUGCUCCGGCCGGACCCUCUACUCCUGGCCCUACCGCCUCCUCCGCAGAUACGGACGGGACAAGGUGAUGUUCUCCUUUGAGGCGGGCCGGCGCUGCGAGUCAGGUCCUGGCAACUUCACCUUCGAGACGGCUCAGGGCAACGAGAUCUUCCGCCUGGUGGAAGCCGCCAUCCAGUCACAGAAGGCCCAAGCGGAGGAGAACCGGCGUAGCGCGGCCUCCACGGACUCGGUUGAGGGUCCUUCGGCACUGGGCCACCUCCACUCUGCCUUGGCCGCCUCUCUGAGCCUGGACGGGGAGGGUCAGCGGAGGGAGGGGGGUCUGCCACGGAGCGCCUUAGUGAGUAAUACCAGUUCUGUCUCAGUUGCACCAGAGAAGGGCAACGAGGGGUCCAGGACCACCCCAAAGGGACAAGCCUUGAGAGACUCUGCGACCCGCUGCCCACUCCCCAGGCUGCCUGGCCCCCCACUGACUCCCCCCCAGGAAGAGUCCUCCAUCGCCAGCGUGUACUCGGAGCCCCUGGACGUGGUGAGGGGUUCCCUCUCUGGGCCGGACCCCUUGUACGCCGACCCCGUGGACAGCCGCGUCCAGCCGCCAAGCCCUGAAGGACGUUUCUACGAGCAGGUGGGGCACAAGGGGCACAUCUAUGACGAACCCGAGGGGCGGGGGCCGCAACCGCUCCCUGCCCCCAGCGCAACUACCGCCAUCUACGAUGAGGCCCGUCUCCCCUCCGAAGCGUGGAGGACCCAAGGUUUGGAAAGCCCCGCCGGAUAUGAGCUGCCCUACCUGCCCGGCACGGGGGAGUACGCCGUGCCCGCCUUCCAGCAGAAGGGCCGGCUCCCCAAGGCCCCCAAGCCUUGCCCCAUGGCCAAGCCCCCCCGCGGGCACAGGAGCCCCUCCCAGCCGGGCGGCCCCCAGAAGGAAAGUAACCACAAUAACAACAGCAACAACAGUGGUGGCAAUGAGCCCAGCGAACCUGUCUACAGCCAGGUGAGGAAGCCCCUCCGUGGGGCCCGGCCUCCCGGGCAGGAGGAGCAGUCGGUGGACAAGAGCCGCCCGGCCUCCGCCGUAUACGAGGACCUGGGGGAGAUAUGACCCCCAUUCCCCCCCCUCCCCAUUCUCCUGCCUUGUGUUUCCUGCACAUGCACAGAGAGCGCUCACAAAGCUAUUUUUCUAGAGAGUUUUAUUUUGCUAUUAAAGUUUUUUUGCCAUUUUA